AUGGAGGACUUUCGGAAGCAAGAUGACAUCUACAUCCCCGUCCCGCCGACGCCACCGCCGCAUGCCACCACCCCAGCCCGCCGGCGAUCGACCCGAUCACUACUUCAGCCCAUGGUUCGCUUCGCCUCGCCUAAGGACGCCAUCACACCGAGACGCCGGCCAAAAACGCCCAUGGCAGCACCUAUUUCGCGGCAGCAAACACCUGCAUUCCCGUCCGCAGUGCCAGAAGAGGAAGAAGAGAUGCCUCCGGCCCCGUCCAAAGAGCCCUCGCCCAUCUCUGUCUACACGGACGCUACGGGAGACGAACACUCUGUAGAUCUGGACGGUUUCCCGAUGCCGCCAGAGUUCACGGACAUGGAGUAUUUGACUCCUAUCCAGGAGACGGAGGACUGGGUUGAUUUGGAGGAGACGACGGGGAAGGUUUACGUCUUUGACCCCGCUCGUCUGUCUGGCGAUCACUCGAAAGACGACGACGGGUCUGAUUUGGAGACGCCGUUUUCUGACGACUCUACGCUAAGGGGAGAAGAGCCACCACUCAGCGAGGCGUUUUAUGUAUAUCAGUCAAAGUACACCGGCGAAGGUGUCCUUGGGGGCUUGCAUUCGGCGGCUUUGGAGAUCGUCCAUGAUGCGAGGAGGAGGAGGCAGUCUCUGUUCAGGUGGCUGCAUGUACAACAAGACAUGAUGAACUUUGAUGAGUUCACGAAUGAAAUCUCGCGAUGCCUCUCGGAAAACGAGCAGAAUGACAUCCGGAAGCUUCUCUCCGACGUGAGGAAGAACUAUUCCAAGACAGUCAGAACCAGCCGGCAAACCACGGUAAAGCACAUGGAGCCGAGCUACCUCCAACUGCCUCUACAAAAAGGGGAACAUGAGAAAGGGUCGACUCCGGGUAAGCGAACGGCAACAUGGCUCUGUGUGCCCUACUUCUCUCUCGAGGACUACUCUGGAAUCCUGGCCACUGGAAACCCAGGGGCUUACCCGCCCCAGACUCUGUUGCAAGCAUCGUUCUCUCGAAACUCCCAGAAGCGCGACAUGCAACAAGCUACGCGGCAAAUUGGGAACGGUGACAAGAGUUCCUGCUUUCACAUUCGCCAGCUUUGGUGCAUCGUUCUCGACAACUCCCUUCUCAUCACCUGCGGUUCGAUGUCCGAGGCGGCCCUGCGAGGCGACAACGUCAGCGUGGUGUCAGAGCCGGCGAAAGACCCUUCUCACAGCGCAGAGUCUGGGCGGAUCCUCGUUCAGUACGGGGAAUCAGUCUUAUGGUCUUUUCCUCUUGAGGAGUGUCAGACGUGGUUUGCGUUCAUCGCCCACUUCGCCGACUUCUGGCCCAAGACAGUGCGCUUCCACUUUAACGACCGUCAGCUGGGCGAAGCACGUUGGUGGAAGGUUUUGCAGUUUGCUAGCACAUCACGCAGAAAUGUCGUUGUCACGAUGGAAACCAGAAAACGGUUGAGCUAUCCGCCGGGACAUGGAAAAGCAAACGAGAGGUUUCACGUCUUCAGCUGGGCUGACGCUCAUAUCUCAAGCCCGGUCGAGGGCCCCAACUUUAUUGUCCUACAAAAACAGCUUUCCGAAGUAGAGGAUUUCUUGACUGCCGAGACAAACGGGCCGGACCGGCGAGCUUACUUGGAUUCCGAGGCGUCUGGUCGAGACGAGGUCUACGCCUACCUUGAACAGCAGGGGGCUGCCAUCCAGGAGUUAAAGAACAAACCUUGGAAGAAGCAGGACUACGAAGACCGCGUUGACAUAUUCAACGCUGCCGACACUCUGUUCAGAUUUUUCCUGCCUCCACUGUUUGACGGGCCAACAACUGAGCGGUUUUGGGGGGCUGUGGUGAACCUCGUCUGGGUCCCCGUAUCCGACUCCGCAGAUGGCGAACCUCACCCUCACGGACUCGACAAGAGACGACGCGACGCCGUCUUCGCCAACGCCCCAACGAUAAGAAAAGCUUUGCGGCAACUCGCCCUCCCUGUCAUGGCUUUCAAGAGCAUCCUGUCUCACGCUGAACCUACGGACCGCCUGGAGAUCGAUGUGCCUAUUGACCUGAUCCGUGCUUGGCUUCAUCUGGUCAUGGGUCUGAUCUACGCCAGUCAUGAGACACACAUGUGGGAGGACCAUCUGGACGUGGCCGACUCUUUGGUGAAGAGCGGCAUGAAGCACAUCAUGGAACGCCUGUCAAAUCUUAAGCUCUUGGAACGCUCUUCCGUCCUCCCGCUGGAGGUCGUAUCCCUGAUCGGAUACGGACUCCUCUCCAACACGUCUGAAAAGUAUGCUGGAAUCAGCGACACAUACUCUGAGUAUCUCAGAGCUUUGGAGAACGAAAUUGCAAACGGGGCGUCAGACAUGACUUAUCAGCAGCGAAUCAACUUUUUGCGUCAGGAAGUCACCGUGAUCAACCGCACAAUAGCUGCGCAAAACAGUGUUUUCAACUCUAUUUUGGCAUCUCGGGACGAAGGUUCAUCCACAACACCAAAGCACCGCCGUCUGAACGCGGUCCAGUACAGUGAGGUGAACAGACGAGAGGGUGCGUCCUUGCGGAAUCACCUGCGCAUGGCGAGGAACAGAUACGCCGAGGACGGCGAGGCGGACGUUCUGCUGGCAUCCAUCGCUGAGGUGUCAGACUUUUACAAGCUUCCGUCCACGGAUGCUGCUGGCUUCAGGGAUCUCCUCGCCGCAGAGUGCACGCAACUGUUGGAGCGUCGGGCAAGAGACUUUGAUGAAUAUGCUGAACAGGCCGAUGUCCUGGAGCAGACGAAUCUGAACAACGCAGCGGUGACGAAGGACCGGCAAGAGCAGGCCAUUUAUGCUUUCACCAUUGUCACAAUCAUAUUCCUGCCCCUGAGCGCAGUGUCGAGCAUCUUCGGGAUGAACACGAGCGACAUCCGUGACAUGGAGGCCGGUCAGUGGCUCUACUGGGCCUCUGCGAUACCAGUCACCAUCCUGGUCAUCGUGCUUGGUCUGUGGUGGAUGGGAGAGCUAGGCCAUCUGUUCAACUGGAUGGCCAAUAAGUUUCGCCGCGAGGACAAUUUCGUAUCCGGGUUCUCUGCACACGCUGGCAUCUCAGAGAAGUCAAAUCACCAUGACGCGAUGGAGGCGCGUGAGCUCCCUGCUCCGAGGGCGGCUGGGUAUGCUCGACCGCCGUCAGCUAAACAGAACUUCAUGAGGCGGACGGUGAAGCUGGUUCGGUCAGAUGGUGCGUCACGGCGGCAGCAGCGCGCGAGGAUGUCGGCGGCUUGA
Messenger RNA from Colletotrichum chrysophilum, 3234 nucleotides. RefSeq lists its product as uncharacterized. NCBI's taxonomy places the organism in Eukaryota, Fungi, Ascomycota, Sordariomycetes, Glomerellales, Glomerellaceae. The coding region runs from base 1 to 3234 and encodes 1077 amino acids. The transcript is spliced from 7 exons. The record is from RefSeq and is a predicted model, not a curated record. Gene Ontology annotation, molecular function: cobalt ion binding; magnesium ion binding; cobalt ion transmembrane transporter activity. Gene Ontology annotation, cellular component: membrane. Gene Ontology annotation, biological process: metal ion transport; transmembrane transport.